Messenger RNA from Pseudoliparis swirei, 2513 nucleotides. Its product is annotated as RNA polymerase II elongation factor ELL-like. Gene Ontology annotation, cellular component: transcription elongation factor complex. Bases 314 to 2122 code for a protein of 602 amino acids. NCBI's taxonomy places the organism in Eukaryota, Metazoa, Chordata, Actinopteri, Perciformes, Liparidae. The record is from RefSeq and is a predicted model, not a curated record. Gene Ontology annotation, molecular function: cis-regulatory region sequence-specific DNA binding. The transcript is spliced from 12 exons. Gene Ontology annotation, biological process: transcription elongation by RNA polymerase II; positive regulation of transcription elongation by RNA polymerase II; snRNA transcription by RNA polymerase II.
AUUUAAUUAUUGUUUUUAUCUUAAAAAGAGGGAGUGGGGGCAUGCGACGCAGAAGUGGUGACGUCAGCCCUCCGGUCUCUCAGCCAAUGAGUUCCGCAACAGCCGCCAUGACGUCACGCGCCCUACUCCGGAAUAGCGCGCGGCGGCGGAGGAGCAACAGCAUCGGCGCGAGCGCGGAGCCCCGUGUCGCCUUCCGCUCUCUCUGUCUCGCGCGCUCUCUCUUUCCCGCCAGCCGGGGUUGUUUUUGUUUAAGUGAGCUUUUUGUGUCGGUCCCGGUAAGGAGCCCCCCUCCCCUCUGCCCCCGGUGAGCGGGAUGUCGGUGCUGAAGGAGAAACGGUGCUACGGGCUGUCCGGCGGCAACAGGAGCGGCGGACACGUCUCCGUGAUUCACGUCAAGCUAACUGACAGCGCGGCGCGAGCCAUUGAGGACGGAAAGGGUUGGUCCUCCGGUCCCACCAUCUGUUUCAACGGCACCAAAGGGAUCAUCUCCGUUCCUCGCUCAGAGAACGCCGCCGAGAUGAGCGUCUUCCACUUCGGCCUGAGUGACGUCGCCCGCGACAACCCUCACGGCAGCUUCGACUGCUUCCAGCAGUACGGCUCCGGGUCCUCCGAGGAGCUUUCGUGUCUCGGGGUGAUUCAGAAGAAGCUGACGGUCAACGCCACGGACGACUCGUACGACAAGGCUCGGCAGAGCAUGGCGCAGGCCGAGGAGGAGACGCGCAGCCGGGGCGCCAUCGUCAUCAAGCAGGGGGCGCGGCUCCACGGUAAGAAGGUGAGGGUACGCGCUCCGGGCCCGGCACUGGCCGGCCUGACCAAACCCCGACACCCCGUCCGGCCCCGCUCGCUCCUCCCCGCCGCCGCAAAAAUGGGCGGCGUCCACGCCGCCGCCAUAGCAACCAAGCCGAAGAGGGCGGCGUGCGCGUCCAACGGGAAGAGCGGCGUGCAGGAGCGGCGGCUCGGGGAGCGGCGGCUCGGGGAGCGGCUCGCCCACCUGCUGGCCCUGAGGCCCUACACCAGGCCCGAGCUCAUCCUCCGGCUGCAGAGGGACGGGCUGACGGACGCAGAAAAGGACCGGCUGGACGCCGAGCUCCUGGAGGUGGGUCAGCUCACAAGAGACAACACCUUCCUCCUGAAGGACGUGUUGUUCAAGGAGCUGCAGAGAGACUGGCCGGGCUACACGGCCAGAGACCAGCAGCUGCUCAAGAGGAUCUUCAUCAGGAGGCUGUUUCAGCCGCAGCACAGCCUCCUCGCCGUCCCGGAGGCUCAUGUCAGUCCUCUGCGCGACACCCCCGACUCGUCCCCAAAGCCUCCGCCUCCCGAGGAGUACACCGACCCUCUGGCCAGCAGGAAGCCGCGCGUGUCCCGCCUGUCCGGCAAAGUGUCCGGCAAAGCGAGGCCCGCGGAACGAGCGGCGGGCGAAGGCGGGAAAAGGGAGUCGCUGGACCCCCGGGUGCUUUUCGACUCGUUGUUGACGGCGUGUCGGCGGGAAGAAGGGGAAGUGGCCGAGAGACUAAAAGCUCCUCCCCCUUGUGAGGAGGAACCCCAAGUCACCGAGUCAGACCCCGAUCGCCCGCCGUCCCCUCUGGCGGCACCCGAGCUGAGCGGACACACACUCAGGAGGAGGAAGAGCAGACGCAAACACAGAGAUCAGGAUCAGCUGCGAGCCAGGAAGGAAAGGAGACGAGAUCACAGCUCAGAGGACCCCGACAUCGACGUCUCCUUGUUCUGCGUUGAGCCGAGUGAAAUCUUGUUUGACUCCGGCGUGCUCAAAGCAGACGAUGACACAGCAGAAUAUGUCAUGAAGUACGCGGCGAUCUCGCAGCCCGACCAGCGGCAGCGUUACAAGCGUGACUUCAACACGGAGUACAGCGAGUACCGAGACCUGCACGCUCGCAUCGACGGCGUGACGCGGCAGUUCAUGGAGCUGGACGCGCAGCUCAAGAGGCUGCACCACGACUCACUUAAAUACAAGACGGUUCGUAAUCAAAUUCUUCAGGAGUAUCGCAAAAUCAAAAAGUCCAACCCAAACUACAACCAGGACCGGACUCGCUGUGAACACCUGCACAACAAGCUGGCCCACAUCAAGAAGCUCAUAUCGGAGUACGACCGGCAGCAGCUCUGAUGGAGGGAGACGGGAACCUUUCAAGAGAUAUUAUGGGAUGGAGGAGAACACGACUCCCUGCCGAGGACACGAGGAGUUUCUGUUGUUGUUUACAUUUGUAGAUUUUUCCAUCAUCCAUUUGGGUGAUUUCCUGUCCGUCAUGAUGAGCAGCAGUUCCGCCUGAGGAGACCCCUUCAGGUUCACGUGGGCUCACCGAGGGCCCCUGAACGCAUCGCCAGUGACUCCAGAAGACCACGUUCUGUUCAACACAAUGUGAGCUGGAAAGGGGCCAAGAUGGGAGAACAACUAAGAAAUAAUAACAAUGCGUUGCAUGCGGUUUAGUUUACAGAACGCAUGAGGGGGACAAAUCAGAAGUUUUGUCUGUUUUUAAAAUAAAAAAUGUUUACUUGUA